AUGAGCUCUUCAAAUGAAGCAGAGAACUUUUCCGCAUUUUCCUCAGUCCCUUUUCUGCCAAAUGUGAGCGCAAUCCUCAGCAGAAUCCUGAGCGGACCUGCAAACAGUACCGGCUCCUGGAACCUAACAGAGGUGCCUGAAUUCAGUGAAGACAGAAAGGAGAAAAACUGGCCAGCUCUGCUGAUUAUCAUCAUAAUUGUCUUAACGAUUGGUGGAAACAUCCUUGUUAUUAUGGCAGUAUCACUUGAGAAAAAAUUGCAGAAUGCCACAAACUAUUUCCUGAUGUCUCUUGCAGUAGCUGACAUGCUGGUGGGAAUCCUGGUCAUGCCUGUCUCACUCAUUACCGUCUUGUAUGGAUACAUCUGGCCAUUACCUACAAAACUGUGUCCCAUUUGGAUUUAUUUUGAUGUCUUAUUUUCAACUGCUUCCAUAAUGCAUUUGUGUGCAAUAUCUUUGGAUCGUUAUAUCGCCAUACGAAAUCCCAUCCAUCACAGCCGCUUCAACUCAAGGACUAAGGCUCUCAUGAAAAUAAUUGCUGUUUGGACCAUAUCAGCUGGUAUUUCUAUGCCAAUCCCUGUUUUUGGUCUUCAAAAUGAAAAAAAAGUUUUGAAAGAUGGCAGCUGCGUUCUGACAGAUAAUCAUUUUGUCCUGGCGGGCUCCUUCGUGGCAUUCUUCAUUCCGCUCACAAUAAUGGUAGUCACUUAUUUCUUAACUAUUAGAGCCUUGCAGCAAGAAGCUACAUUAUGCUUAAAUUUAUUCAAACCCAAACCCAAAUGGUCUCCAUUUAGGAUGUUUCUUCAGAAAGGACCUCUGUCAGUCAACUCAUCAGAGAAAGCCGUGAUGCUAACAAAAUGCAACAUUAAAAACACAUCACCACAAAUGCUAUCUAGAUGGUCUUUAAAUAAAGAACUGGGGCCUUCAGUAAAACGGUCGAUGCAAUCAAUCAGCAAUGAACAGAAGGCGUCCAAGGUUCUUGGAAUUGUGUUUUUCCUCUUUGUUGUGAUGUGGUGUCCAUUCUUUAUAACAAAUGUAAUGUUUGUAAUAUGUCUGGAGGUCUGUGAUAAAGAACUCAUUGAAGAACUCCUGAACAUAUUUGUCUGGGUAGGUUAUGUUUCCUCUGGUAUCAAUCCAUUGGUGUACACCCUCUUCAACAAAACCUACCGGUCCGCCUUCUCUCGCUAUAUUUACUGUCAGUACAAGGAAGACAGAAAGCCUCAUCCGAAAAUAUUAGUCAGCACGGUACCUACCCUGGCAUCAAGCAAAGACAAACUGCAGCUCUCUAGUACAGAGAGCUUGAAAAACUGUGCAGAAAUGAGGACCAACAUCCCUUCUAUUGAAACACUGGGAAAAGAAUAUCUGGAAACAUCAAAGGUUGCAGCAGUUCAUAUCACAGAGAAGGUCAGUUAUGUUUGAAUGCAACUGAAAAUAUGAAUGCCUUCAUCCAGACAGUUA
This is a messenger RNA of Callorhinchus milii (elephant shark), 1452 nucleotides long. It is a transcript of the gene htr2aa, whose product is annotated as 5-hydroxytryptamine (serotonin) receptor 2A, genome duplicate a. The record is from RefSeq and is a predicted model, not a curated record. Gene Ontology annotation, cellular component: dendrite; plasma membrane. Gene Ontology annotation, biological process: G protein-coupled receptor signaling pathway, coupled to cyclic nucleotide second messenger; chemical synaptic transmission. The transcript has 3 exons. The coding region runs from base 1 to 1413 and encodes 470 amino acids. Lineage: Eukaryota; Metazoa; Chordata; Chondrichthyes; Chimaeriformes; Callorhinchidae. Gene Ontology annotation, molecular function: G protein-coupled serotonin receptor activity; neurotransmitter receptor activity.